AAACCCCCAUAUCUCUCUAACAACAACAUUUUCAAAAUAAUUAAAAAGGAAAACCCUUUGAUUCACUUUUUCAUAUUUUUUUUUUUUGUAAUUAUUUUAUUUGUUUUUGCCCUUCACAGAUUGAAAAGCCUCAACUUUUAUUCAUUAGCCACAAAACCCUUCUUUGUAGCAUCCACAUCUAGCAGCGACCAAAAGCCCUACCGUCGUGACCGGAGAUAAAAACCGGUGGUGAGCUCAGAGGCUAACGAGUGCAAGCAAGGUAGCCAUGGACUCGGACCUAACCCAAGAGGAAUUCGAUAAGCUAAAGCCCCUCAUCGACACAUACCACAAGUUCGACCCAACGCCAAACAGAUGCACGUCGCUAAUAACGCAGCGCAUCGACGCCCCAGCCCGAACCGUGUGGCCAUUCGUUCGAAGCUUCGAAAACCCCCAGAAAUACAAACACUUCAUCAAGAGCUGUAACAUCAGCGCCGGCGACGGCCGCGUCGGUAGCGUUCGGGAAGUGACCGUCGUUUCAGGCCUUCCGGCUUCGACGAGUACCGAGAGGCUCGAGAUUUUGGACGACGCGAAGCGUAUAUUGAGCUUUAGGGUGGUGGGCGGUGAGCAUAGGCUGAGGAACUACUGGUCAGUGACUUCGGUCAAUGAGUUCCGCAAUGAAGGCAAAGUUUACACCAUUGUUUUAGAGUCUUAUAUAGUUGAUAUACCCGAAGGGAACAGUGGGGAAGAUACUAAGAUGUUUGUGGACACUGUCGUGAAAUUGAAUCUGCAGAAGCUUGGGAUUGUAGCAAUGGGUUCUUUUCAUGGGCAUGAUUGAGAAGAAGAAGAAGAUCCAACUUCCAAGGGAAAUCUUGGAAAUUAAAGUCUGGGAUAUUGGCUUUUAGUAAAUUAUAUAUUUGUUGGCUAACGAAUUCAGUGAUAAUUUUGAUGUUGGAUAUUAUUUUAAGCUCUCAAUAAAUUAUUACAAAGAAAAUUCAAGCAUCAA
Gossypium arboreum is the source of this 982-nucleotide messenger RNA. Its product is annotated as abscisic acid receptor PYL2-like. Bases 266 to 814 code for a protein of 182 amino acids. Gene Ontology annotation, cellular component: cytoplasm; nucleus. The record is from RefSeq and is a predicted model, not a curated record. Gene Ontology annotation, biological process: abscisic acid-activated signaling pathway. Lineage: Eukaryota; Viridiplantae; Streptophyta; Magnoliopsida; Malvales; Malvaceae. Gene Ontology annotation, molecular function: abscisic acid binding; signaling receptor activity; protein phosphatase inhibitor activity. The transcript has a single exon.